AUGGUUACAGUCGUAGAUAAGCUAGGUGACGUCUAUGAACUUGGUCUGACAUGGUCCAAGGAGCAGAUUAGAAAGCUGAAACUGGCAAAGCGUUACUUUAAAAGUGAUUACAAGGUCAGUGACCUUUUAAAGAAUUUUUUAUUAGACGAAAUGCCUUGAGAAAAUGAUUACAUGUUUUGUUUCGUUCCUUUUCUUUUCUUUCUCCCAAUCAAGUUAAUGAAAAAUGAACUUAGAUGUCCUUAACAAUGGGCACCACACGUCCUAGCGCUUUCAUCAAAAUGCCGUAGUUUAUGUACGAUGAAUUGUUAUAGCUGAUACAUUAAUUAUGUGAUGCUUGUGUUUUUUUCAGGUUCAUGUGUCAUCAACUUCAAGGGUCCCUGAUCAUUGUAGACCUUAUGCCCUCAGUCUUGCUAACGAUUCCAAUUUUACCACCACAUGUAAUCAUCAGCAUGAUCUAGUUUGUGAUAGGUGCAACCUGUUUCCUGCUGUUGUCCAAGAAUUAGAGUUACAGGUGGAAAAGGCUAGGAUUCCUCACAAAGACAAAGAAGAAAUGAAGUUUGUGGUGGCGCAGUCAAAGAAGAACAUAGAAGCCUGGAAAGCACACAUAUUACACUUCAUCAAUCAAGAUGAGGCCCACCUUGACAUCCUGAAAGCAGUAGAUGACAGCUCUGUAUUGGUGGUGCUAGAUUGGGCAAUGAAGUUCAUCCCAAGAAAGUACAGAGAGAGCCAGGCGGACUGGUUUGGUAAGAGAGGCCUCUCCUGGCACAUUAGUGUGGCAAUGAAAAAGCCUCCUGGAAAAACCUUGCAGACGCUGACUCUUGUCCACAUGUUUCAGAAAAGUAACCAAGACAGCCUGUAUGUGUUGGCCGUCAUCGAUGAUGUAAUCAAAAAGCUAAAGACUGCAAUACUUGGGUUGAAAUCUGUGAGCUUCAGACAGGACAACGCUGGUUGCUACCACAGCGCUGCUACCAUACUUGGGAUACAUCAACUCGCCGUAAAGCACAAUGUGUGCGUGCAAAUGGAUUUUUCUGAUCCUCAAGGCGGGAAGGGACCAUGUGAUCGCAAAGCUGCUUCUAUAAAGAAUCAUAUGCGUUCAUGCCUCAACUCUGGCCAUGACAUCUCGUCUGCACAAGACUCAUAUGAAAUCAGCUAUUGA
Paramuricea clavata is the source of this 1156-nucleotide messenger RNA. NCBI's taxonomy places the organism in Eukaryota, Metazoa, Cnidaria, Anthozoa, Malacalcyonacea, Plexauridae. The record is from the annotation of a GenBank genome assembly.